Molecule: messenger RNA, 1612 nt
Organism: Paramacrobiotus metropolitanus
Lineage: Eukaryota; Metazoa; Tardigrada; Eutardigrada; Parachela; Macrobiotidae
Exons: 3
Coding region: 562-1440 (292 amino acids)
Source: RefSeq, a predicted model, not a curated record
UGUUUGUUGGUUGAGAACUAGAUGCGUUUAAUCCAGUUCUGAUUGAUCAUCCCUGAGUUUAUUCUGGAUGAGGAUGGCUGUAAUGGCCGAGGUUGCUUGAUCGUUACAAGAACCGUACAAUUGUGUUGGUUCUUGUGAUUUGCUUGGUUCAGAUUUCGUUUGAUCGUUUGACUGCAAGUGCAAGCUUGCAGUGGGGGUGAGUGCCAGUAAUAAGCGAAAAUUGAUUUUCACUUUAUGGUGCACUUUGAAGAUGCUGUAAAAUGGAUUUUAUUUAUCCUUUUUGAUGUGUGCUGUUGAUUGAUUGCGGUGGCCAGUUGUAUCAGAAAUCGUGCCAUUUCUGAUGUGUUUGGCCUGUUUGACUGUGCAUCCUUGAGCUCUAUGGAGGGAGAGGAUGGAUGAAAAACUCAUGGAUGGAACGGAUGGAAAGUUCAACGUUUGGAUGGAUGAUGAUGAACCCGUGUGGAACCAGGAACUCCGGAGGACGUGAACGGAUCGCUGAUUUGGACCGCUCUUCGAACCCCCGUUAUACCCCGGAUUCCACACACGGAUGAUGAUGCACGGAUGAUGCGAUGGAUCCUCCAGGAUUACGUGAAUCGGGUCUUGAACGAAGCAAAACAACGUAACGGGAGCGGAACCAUGCAUCUGCAGGGUUACGGCCGUGGUCCGUCGAACAAGGGAUACCCAAUCGCGGAAUGGCCGCCGGGGACGGAGGUUAUCAGAGCCCCAGAGGGUGGCACACUGGUGAUUCCCUGCAACAACAACCUUAACAACACACCAAAGGCUUACGACAUUCGGAAUCCGCCGGCGUUCGCACGCAACGAAUGGCAGGUUCCCGUUUUUCAGGGCAUUGCGGUAAACAUGGGACGGGGGCAGGAGGUGAAUUAUUGUUGCAACUGGACGACAGACUACGAUCCGGCGGACUUUAAGGUGCAGGCCGAAAUGAUCAAUCUGACCACGGGUGCGUUUUCCAUCACGCUGCCGAAUUUUACGUACGCGGCCACAGGACUGUACGAGUGCCAGUACUUCAACGGGAGCGAGUAUGUGGCGACGCAGCGCUACUGGGUCAGCGCGACCCUUUUCCGCCACAACGUCUUCAAUCCGCCCAUGAAGAACAUUACCGUCCGCUACGGCGACCCAGCGGAGAUGGUCUGCGCGGUACGCUUCAAUUUCCUUCCCGGAUACCUCAAAACCCGCUUCCUGUGGCGCGCUGGAAAUUACUUACUUGUCGCCAGAUCAAUUCCGGAAGUCGCCGAGAAGACCAGUUAUUGGUGGGGAUUUUAUGGAAGCUUUGGGUACGGCGCCUAUGAAGGUCAGUGCAACUCGACGAUGACGAUCCACAGUGUCACAUGGAAGGACGCCGGUCUGUACGAGUGCUGGUUCCGCAUCGACGAUCGUCUCGACGAGUGGAUCAUGCAGGAAGCGUAUCUGCACGUCAUUUAGUCUGAGCUACGAAUUUUUUAGCGGUUAGGCAUUUGUGUAAAUAGAUCUCGGUUUGCUAUGGAUGAUGUGAAGCAUUUUGAUUUUUAUUCUGGAAUGCUUAAGUGUUUUUUGUUAGUGCAGAAUUACUUUAACCAGGAAUGGGAAAAGCUUGUGCCUUCUUUCGUCGCUGUAU